AAGGGGGAUUUAUUUUCAAGGUAGAGGAAAUCCUAAGGAAAUGUGUGGGAUCACGCUCUGUGUUUCCCACUAGCCAAGACAUUAUUGACCAACUAUUUGUAUUGUGUGGCGUGAGUUUGCGGGUGUGGUGGUGAAUAGUUCAGGGGGGGAGCAGGGGAAGCGACAGUCGUUGGGUCAAAAUGUCGAUUCAGUACGAUGUGGAGCCACUGGCUGACAGCUACGGGGUUGCGGACUCGUUCCCCAAAGAUUUCGGAUACGGUGAAGAGGAGGAGGCCGACAUUGAGGACAGCCCGGCGCCGUCCGACAGCAAACCCAGAAUACUGCUCAUGGGCUUGAGACGAAGCGGAAAAUCGUCCAUACAGAAGGUGGUUUUCCACAAGAUGUCUCCCAAUGAGACCCUGUUCCUGGAGAGCACCAACAAGAUCUACAAGGAUGAUAUCUCCAGCAGCUCGUUUGUCAACUUUCAGAUCUGGGACUUCCCUGGCCAGAUUGACUUCAUCGACCCGACCUUCGACUAUGAGAUGAUCUUUAGAGGAACCGGGGCUUUGAUAUUUGUCAUUGACGCUCAGGAUGACUACGUGGAGGCUCUGGGGAGGCUUCACCUCACUGUAUCGCGGGCCUAUCGAGUAAAUCCAGAGAUUAACUUCGAGGUGUUCAUCCACAAAGUGGACGGCCUCUCGGAUGAUCACAAGAUUGAGACUCAGAGAGACAUCCACCAGAGAGCCAAUGAUGAUCUGGCCGACGCAAGCUUAGAGAAGCUACAUCUCAGUUUUUACUUGACGAGUAUUUACGACCACUCCAUCUUUGAGGCCUUCAGCAAAGUGGUGCAGAAGCUCAUCCCUCAGCUCCCAACUCUCGAGAACCUCCUCAACAUCUUCAUUUCUAAUUCAGGGAUCGAAAAGGCCUUUCUCUUCGACGUGGUCAGUAAGAUCUACAUUGCCACGGACAGCUCCCCUGUUGACAUGCAGUCCUAUGAGCUGUGCUGCGACAUGAUCGAUGUGGUCAUUGACGUCUCCUGCAUCUAUGGCUUGAAGGAGGACGGCAGCGGCAGUGCCUAUGACAAGGAGUCGAUGGCCAUCAUCAAGCUCAACAACACGACUGUGCUGUACCUGAAAGAGGUCACAAAGUUCCUGGCCCUCGUCUGCAUCCUGCGAGAAGAAAGUUUUGAGCGCAAAGGUUUGAUAGACUACAACUUCCACUGUUUCCGAAAGGCCAUUCAUGAAGUAUUUGAGGUGGGUGUUUCCACUCAGCGUCCACUGGGCUCCCAGGCUGUGGGGUCACCCUGCAAUAAGGCCGUGGCACUGAACGGCACGCCGCGCAACACUGUCUAGACACUGAUGCAAACUAAAAACUAAAAACAUGCAAAUAGAGGGAAGAGGGAACCUGUAGAGGAAAGACUACUAAACUAGGGCUCUCUGGUUACACCAAUCACAAUCUCUUGCUCCCAGCACCUACAGCACUGACAGCCGGCUGGAGACAAGAGAGUGUGGGAGCAGCAGUGGAGCACUAAAGGCUCAGGCCUCCUCUGGUUGAGAUGGAAGAGGAAGUCAAGCAUCCUUUUAAGGCGAAGGCUUCACACCGUGCUGGCUGUGAGGAAGUCAAGAGAGAAAAACUGCACCUGGACUGGAAAUAAUCUCUCUCUCUCUCUCUCUCUCUGGAUUUCCCAAAGCGGUCAAAGACUGUGAUAUUUAGCUGCUGGUGUCUCUGUGUGAACAAUGUGAGGAGGGAAAACAAACCCAUGUUGUGACCUCUUUGCUGCGGACAAGCUGUGAUGACGGGUUUGCACCCUGACCACCUCUGUGCUGAUUUAAAAAAAAAAGGAUAAAAAAAAGAUGGAUGUGAACUGCUCGUCCUAACCCUCACAUGUUCAGAGAUGGCCUUAUGUAGAAAAAAGAGCUUGACUGCAGUGCAAGCUUUCGCUCUCUACCACUCACCUCACUCUUUACCUGAAUGCUGCCCAAAACAGAAGUUUUGGUUUCACGUGUGGAGGGAAAACGAGGCUUUGUGAGCAGUCUGAAAAGGGAUUGUGCUGUCGAUAUCUAAUUUAGUCCUGUGUGCGAGUGUGUGUGUGUGUGUGUAUGUGUAUGUGUCAAUGAAAGGUUUUGAUUAGUUCCUGGGCUGGUCUCCUUGUUUGUGCUGAUGAGGGACCUUUAAGAAAAGCGCAGUAUGUCCUUCUCUCCAAUAACAGCAGCUUAGCAUAGGUACACUCACAUCAGUCACUGACAGUUACUUUUCUCUUUGUGCUUCAUCAAAUAACAAAAAAAAUAAAAAAACUGUCUGAGUUUGGCUGGAAAAUUUGGAAUAGUCUUUACAAAAGCACUGCCUAAAUAACUGAUGGUGUAGUUAUUCUUUGCCAUCUCUAUGAAAACGUUAUCAGGUCUGGCUGAGCAGCACUGAUGGAGGCGUUUACACCCCGGAUUGAUCGUCUUAAACCUUUUCAGUGAUGUCAACUGGUUGAAAUUUGCAUGUUUUUCCACCUACGGUUUCAGCUCCAGCCAAAAAAUUAUUUACCCACGUUUUGUGUUUAGUUUGGCUCUGAUCAGUAGAAUUCACAAAAACAACAUGUACUCAUUCCAAGCAUGCAUACGUCAGUGUGUUGUCUACUUGUAUCGUUCGCAACAUUAACACUGCUUAUUGUACUUGAUGCUGAGAAGGUGACGGUGAAAGUAACUGAGUCGCAAUGAAGCGCAAAAGAAAGAAGUUUUCUUUUGUCAUUGCAGUGACACAGAAGACGUUCAUCAGACCAUGAAUCAUGAUUCUAAUUAAGAUAAGUUUGCAGAGUAAUUCUGAUCACGUCAUGUUCCAGAGUGACUCUUCACGUUGGCCCUAAAACCCUCUAAAGCGCUUCAUCUUCAGUCACCACAACAUAACCACUUGCACAUCAGAGGCUUGAUGGAUGAUUGAUUUCAUGUAUUGUGAGAUAAACUGUGUGAAAUAAAUGAAAAUUUUAAUUUUG
Messenger RNA from Solea senegalensis (Senegalese sole), 2956 nucleotides. It is a transcript of the gene rragca, whose product is annotated as Ras-related GTP binding Ca. Gene Ontology annotation, cellular component: Gtr1-Gtr2 GTPase complex; nucleus; lysosome. Gene Ontology annotation, biological process: positive regulation of TOR signaling; cellular response to amino acid stimulus; cellular response to starvation. The record is from RefSeq and is a predicted model, not a curated record. The transcript has 7 exons. NCBI's taxonomy places the organism in Eukaryota, Metazoa, Chordata, Actinopteri, Pleuronectiformes, Soleidae. Gene Ontology annotation, molecular function: GTPase activity; GTP binding. The coding region runs from base 180 to 1331 and encodes 383 amino acids.